This is a messenger RNA of Cuscuta campestris, 1193 nucleotides long. NCBI's taxonomy places the organism in Eukaryota, Viridiplantae, Streptophyta, Magnoliopsida, Solanales, Convolvulaceae. The record is from the annotation of a GenBank genome assembly.
CGACAUGAUGAGACGCCCAAAUAUCAUAACAAUUCAGCAUCUAAAAUGGAAGAAGCUACACAUGAGUUGAUGAUGAAGAAGGAGAGGCAAAGCCAACUCAAAGCUUUCGACGAGACGAAAGAAGGGGUAAAAGGGCUGGUGGACGCCGGCAUAACCAAACUCCCCUCCAUCUUCAUUAAUCCCGCACAACAAAUUACUCCUCACGAGAACCCCUCUCCGGCCGCCGCCGCCGCCAGAGAAGAAGACAUUAACAACAAUAUUCCGACCAUCGACCUGGAGGGCAUUCACGAGGACGAGGCGAAGCGGCGGCGGGCGGUGGAGGCGGCACGGGAAGCGUCGGGGACGUGGGGGUUCUUCAGGGUUACCCAUCAUGGGAUCCCGGACGGGGUGGUGGCGGCGGUCAUGGGCGGAGUGAGGGGUUUCUUCGAGCAGGAGACGGCGGCGAAGCGGGAAUGGUACACCAGGGAUUAUGCUAAGAACUUUGUGUACCACUCCAACUUUGACCUCUUCACUUCUUCCUUUGCUGAUUGGAGGGACACUUUCUACUCCGUCAUGGCUCCUAAUACUCCCGACCCUCAACAACUCCCUCCCGUUUGCAGGGACAUUCUUAUCACAUACUCGAAUGAAGUUCAAAAGUUGGGGCGUGUUUUGUUCGGACUACUGUCCGAGGCCUUGGGACUCCGUCCCAACUAUCUGGAGGACAUUGAGUGCAACAAGGGUUUAGCAUUGUUUGGGCAUUACUACCCAGCCUGCCCGGAACCACACCUAACUUUAGGCACCACCGAGCACGCCGACAACAACUUUCUCACGGUUUUGCUCCUAGACGAGAUCGAGGGCCUUCAGGUUCUUCACGACAACCGGUGGGUAAAUGUUCCCUAUGUCCCCGGAGCUCUCGUUGUCAACAUUGGCGAUCUUCUCCAGCUUGUGACGAAUGAUCGGUUCAAGAGCUCGAAACACAGAGUGGUGGCCAACAAGCGUGGCCCGAGGAUAUCAGUGGCAUGUUUCUUUAGCACAUACUUGUUGUCAUUGCCGCGACUAUAUGGACCGAUAAAGGAGCUGGUCUCCGAGGAGAAUCCACCAAAGUACAGGGAAAUCACAGUUAAGGAGUAUAUAUCACAUUUUGAAGCAAAGGGUCUUGAUGGAACUUUUGCCCUGCUGCAUUUCAGGCUCUAAAUUAAAUCUCGCAUCCCCGC